UGAAUUGGAUGUUGCUCAAUUUGGCUUGUUCCGACGGAUUGAUUGCCGGAUUCGGGACGCCCAUCUCGGCAGCUGCAGCUCUGCAAUAUAAUUGGCCUUUCAGCGAUGAAUUGUGCGUCGCUUACGCCAUGAUUAUGUCCACUGCAGGAAUCGGAUCGAUCACGACAUUGACGGCGCUGGCCUUGUGGCGAUGUCAACUGGUCGUGUACUGCCCGGCCAAGCGGAGCGGGGCCUUCGCCAAUCACCACAGCGGCGGCGGCGGCGGCGGUGGCAGCGCCAAACUGGGCCGAGUCCAGGCCGCCGUUUUGUUGACUCUCAUCUGGGCCUAUUCGCUGGCCGUCACUUGCCCGCCGCUGUUCGGAUGGGGACGCUACGACCGAGAAGCAGCCCACAUCAGUUGCUCGGUGAACUGGGAGUCCAAGAUGGCCAACAACCGGUCCUACAUCCUCUACAUGUUCGCCUUUGGAUUGCUCGUCCCGUUUCUCGUCAUCGUUGUCUCCUAUGUCAGCAUCUUGCGUGUCGUCAAAAAGACGAAAGAAAUGAGGAGAAAAUCGCAGGCCUCCAUGACGGGUUACAACAUGCACAAGGAAAAGAGGAGCCGACGAGCAGAGUCCGACUCGGAUCAUCAACAUCCAUCGUCUACGAGUACUAAUAAAAGGAAACCUCGGUCGAAAAAUAAAAUCAAGCGGAGCAGCAACAGCGACGCGGCCGAGAAACGGGUGACGGUCAUGGUGGCCUGUAUGGUCGGAGCCUUUAUGGCCGCCUGGACUCCUUAUUCCAUUCUGGCCCUCUUCGAGACUUUUAUCGGAGUCGCCGGCCAUUCCGGCGGACCAGGCAGGAACAUGUCGAACACGACGUUCAGCCUCGACGGCCAGCAGCAAUUCAACGACAAUCAGCCGACGACCAGCAAUGAGGCAGACGACAGCAAUUUCUUUUAUUAUUACGUCGGAACUAUUUCGCCAGCAUUCGCCACCAUUCCGUCGCUCUUUGCCAAAACAUCCGCCGUCUUUAAUCCGCUCAUUUACGGACUUCUCAACACACAGUUCCGAUCGGCUUGGGUGAAAUUUACGAGUCGCUUUUUGCGUCCACGACCACGUCGACAUCACCGUCGUCGCCGCAACAGCAAAGAUUUGGCGGUCAACAUUUCCGGCCUCGCCAAGCCCAACAGGAAAAAAGAAUUGUGGCAAUUGCUGAAUUGCGCAGGUGGCAAUUCGACGUCUCUGAGGCAAUCGGCCACUGUCCACCUGUCGAUGAAGGAAAUCGUUUCCAACGAGUCGCAAUCGGCUUACGUCAUGGCCAACACGGUGGGGGGCCAGCAGCAGGUCGUUAGCGCCCGUCAAGGAGGAGAUCAAGAAGAUCAAGACCAACGACGAAGGCCGAAAAAUCCGGCGAAUAAGACAUCGUGUUCAUCAAUGUCCGAUCCAGAAACAUCCGUCACUCAAGAGCAGACGAUCCAGAUGAAAUCCUUCCGGCAACGACAUCCGCUCAGCGUCCAGCAGCAGCAGCCGGAAGAGCAGCCAGCACAAGAACAAAAGGCCGCCACCACCACCAAGUUGGCGGCAGUCGGAAUGAUUUCAGAAUCGACCAGCUGCUCGUGCACCAACGGCGACCACAAUGUCGUCACGACCACCACAUUGGAGGAGGAAGUUUCGGUUUUCUCGGCGGAUGCGUCAGCUGGCGCAGCAACGACAUUCACCAAAAGUGAAACUCAUCCGCAGACAGUUGCAUCGGUUACAUCAGCCUGUCCAGCAUCAAUCGAAGCGAAAUAAUCGCCAACACUUUCUCCGAUGAAUAAUAAAUGAUUAAAAGCUCAUCGCAUCAGCCGCCCGUUUAGUAUAUAAGGCACAUUUACCAGUCGGGGCCAGAAUCUUUCGCACAAAUUUGACCGAGUACAAUUGAUUCGCAGUGUUUAAUUGGGCUGUUAAUAUGUCUCUAAUUUGAUGGAAAUUUACAUUCCACUUUUGAUGUUAAUAAUUUGGCAAAUUUCGGGGGAAAUGAGCUGUAACGUCAAUUUCUUCACGCAGUUAUUGGUGACUAUUUUUCACGCCCCCUCCCUUUGUCACAAACCGUUACAGAAAAGUAUCUCUUCCCCCUCACUUUUUGUAUAGUUGUCAGCCAUUUUGGAUUACGUAGAUCACCCCUUCCCCAGCAUAUCGUCUUCAAACCGUCACAAAAGUUGACGGCCCCUCCCUUUUCUAAUAAAACGUGUGACGUCCUUCACGGACUUUUUCUUUUUCUCUAUACCCGGGAAAAACAUUUAGUCGAUCUGUUACUGGGUUGGGCAAAAGCUUUAUUUGUCGAAAGAAAGCGGCUAAAAAAUUUGAUUUUAAAAUCAAUAUUAAUCCCAUUUUGCCCUUUUUCUUUCAUCCUUUUUGUGCGUGGGAUGUUAUUCCCGGAAAUCGGCAUUUCCUAUAUUCCUCAUUGGCACACUGUCGUCGUCUUUUGAACCGCUUCUGAAUUCCGACUGACGAUAUAAUCUUAUCAUUUUCAAAUUUGCAUUAAUGGCAACUGAUUUGAAUCGCGCGCGCGCUGAAUAUACCUAUUUGCUUGAGACGGCCGCCGAAUAUUUUGAGCUCAAUCGAGUUAGAAACGGCAUAAAUUGGCGCGCUAAAAUUUGUUUACUAAUGUUCAUCGCCAUUUUCUCUUCCUACCUUUUUAUCCGCUGUAUAUUCAAGUUCUAAAUAUUAGUCACAUUUUGAUUUCGGUAUAGCUAUCCGAGAUGAUGACUGCGAUCGAUGUAGUGGUUUCAAUUAUAAUGUCCAAUUUUGAAAUUCCGUGCGUGCUGCUGGUGUAUAUAACCUACGGCUUCAGGCAUGUCGACUGUCGAGUUUUGAUAUCUGAAAAAUGUUCCAUCGCUAUUCGUGUGUAUACUGGUAUAGCCAACAGUAUAAAUCAUAGUUUCUCCGUAUAGGGUAGGCUAUAUAGUCGAUAUCCUUGAUGUUUUCCUCCGUUCGCGGAAAUAACAUUGUUAUCCGGGGGGAAAAAUCUGGAAAGGCCAUUCCUUUCAUCGCUCAGCACUCUCUUUUCUGGUGGAUACUUCCGUUCUCAUCCGCUCCGUGAUUCUCGAGAUGAUGUUUGUAUAUUUUUGUAGCAGCAGCAGUAUAGCAGCAGUCUAUUAUUAUGUCGUCGGUUCCUUCCAGCAGCAGCAUGGGGGAGCCUAUAUCACUUGAAAUUCCCUCCUCGAUUUCUUCCGGUACCUUUUAUAAUCGUACCGUAUUCACAAGGCUUAAAAAUAGCCAACGCCUAUUAUCUUAUUACACGAUGUUAUACCAAGAUGUAUCAGGCCAUUUUUUUUAUACUAAUAGAUGAUAUUUAUCACUCUCUUUAUAUAUUAUGACGAUAUAAAAGUAUUGGUCCGUCACGAUCCAUUUAACCCUACAGAUUCAUACAUGUCUCCUUUCAUAUCCGUGUCUCCCCAGCAUAUCAAAGGUGGACAAUCAUAUUUGGCUUUUGGAAUUUAAACUGAUAUACUCGUCAUCCAUAUUGAAUGUGUUGUGCUAAGUUAUAUCCCCCAAGGCAUAAUAUUUCAAAAACAUUUAUUAUAAAAUAUCACAUUUUAAUUCAGAUCUAUUUAUUUAUUAUAUACGAUGACUUAUAUCCAUUGCUAUCAAAUGUUUCAU
This is a messenger RNA of Daphnia pulex (common water flea), 3620 nucleotides long. RefSeq names its product G-protein coupled receptor 161-like. Gene Ontology annotation, cellular component: membrane; photoreceptor outer segment. Bases 9 to 1769 code for a protein of 586 amino acids. The record is from RefSeq and is a predicted model, not a curated record. NCBI's taxonomy places the organism in Eukaryota, Metazoa, Arthropoda, Branchiopoda, Diplostraca, Daphniidae. Gene Ontology annotation, molecular function: G protein-coupled receptor activity. The transcript has 6 exons. Gene Ontology annotation, biological process: G protein-coupled receptor signaling pathway.